Messenger RNA from Ceutorhynchus assimilis (cabbage seed weevil), 1314 nucleotides. The record is from the annotation of a GenBank genome assembly. Lineage: Eukaryota; Metazoa; Arthropoda; Insecta; Coleoptera; Curculionidae.
AUGGAUGUCCAUGAUAAUAAAAAAUCAACUAAACAUGAGAUAGAACUGAUAGAAGAUACGAAUGAGUCAGAUAAUGAUCUACGUGAACCGUUCAGCGAUAUUGACCUAAGCGACAGAGAAGAUCCAACAUACGUACAAAGUUGUGAAGUUCCUCGAUGCAAGCAAGAAAUCGACAAAAAGCCUGCUAAGAAAAUAAUGGAAAUCCCAGAAGACUUUCCUGUAGAAUGGUCACCAAGAGAGUAUCAACAUGUGAAGCAGCCAAGGACAAAUAAACGAAAACUUGCAAAAGCUUUAAGAAAUAGUGGAAAAGAGUAUGUUUCCGUGAAAACACAGAAGAGAAUACCAAUGCGUAAAAUAGGACCGGCUUGUAAUGCAGAAUGGUGUAAAAAAGGCGGACGGGAAUGCAGAAAGUUUACCGAAGAAAUAAGGCAAGCUAUAUUUUCGGAUUUUUAUAAUUUGGCUGAUUUGCAGUUACAACGAGAAUUUCUUGUUCGAUUCGUAGAACAAAAACUAAAAAAGUCGAAUACAAAACCAGACGGUAAGUCUCGACGAACAUACACGAAAACUUUUUUCCUUCCAUUUAAUGGUGAACCAACUAAGGUGUGCCGUAAGAUGUUUAUUAGCACACUGGAUGUAGGUGAAAAAGUACUGCGCAAUGCUGUCAAAAAAGUUCAGAGCACUGGCGUAUUAGAGAAAGAAAAACGUGGUGGCCGCGAUAAGAUAUCUGCACUCAAAGAUAGGGCUGUAAGAGACAGUAUAAUCAAUCACAUUAAUAAAUUCCCCCGUGUUGAGUCCCACUACUAUCGCAAAGAUAGUUCCAGAGAAUAUUUGCAUGGGGAUUUAAGUUUACGAAAGAUGUACGACAUGUUUAUCGAAGAGUUGCAGUCCACCGAAAGCAAACCUAGUUUUUCGUUAUACAGGUUUAUUUUCAAAAAAAUUAAUUUGUCAUUCCAUAGGCCUAAAAAGGAUCAGUGUGGAACGUGCAGAGUUUAUCACCAAGCAAGUGAAGAAGAGAAAAUAAAAAUAAAAGAAAUUUUUGAUAAACACAUAGUAGAGAAAGAGGCAGUUCGUGAACUUAAAGAAAAUUUUAAAAGUGCGGCUAAAAAUGAUCCAAAAAUUUUUUGUGCUUGUUUCGAUUUGCAACAGAGGGCCAAAAGACCUCUUCAAGAGACGCAAGUUGUUGCAGGGCCUUCAGGUGUCAAUACGAACAAUGGAGAGGAAGACUCACCACGUAAAAAAAAGCUAAGACAACAGUUGCAGUUACAAAAAGUAAGGAGAAAUCAAAGAAGAUUAGGGUACUUGGCCAAAAACUGA